CUCACCGUGAAAUGGGCAUUGCGUAGUUGUUGUUUUGACUCUGUAAGCACUUAUGCCUUAAAGAAUGAGAGCCUUAGGGAGGAGGACUGUUGAAAUGAUGCUAUGCGGAGAUGGAGAAUGGAGGACCUGCAAGAGUGCAUGACAAGCGGGUCGGUGCCAGAUUGAAGAAAUUAUAAAAAGAGGAGAAACACAUCACCACCUGAAGCCAUGGGGAUACGACAUCUCCUACUUCUGUUGGUCUAUCUAGACCCGCUGUGCGUUCUGAGCGCAUCCACAGCCAAGCGGAGCAAACCCCCUCCAAAGAGACCCCCAAAGGUGAAGGAGGUCAACAGCACCGUUGCUCCGACAGUUGCACCCCAACGGAUCACACAAGUCCAGGCGCCCAUCGUUGGUGAUCAUGACACCUGUCUUGGUUACUAUGACGUGAGUGGUCAGUACGACAAAGAGUUUGCCUGCAACAACACUGACCACCGGUACUGCUGCGGGAGCUGCUUCCUGCGCUUCUGCUGUCCUGUGAAAGCCAAACGACUAGAUCAGAGAGUCUGUACCAACUACAACACGCCCGACUGGAUCAAAACCCAACCGCCCUCACCAGCACCCACAGGGGACACGUACGACCCUGCACUGGACCAGACCAACACCACUGUCUACAUCACCUGCGGGGUCAUUGCCCUCAUUAUCAUCCUGGGAAUUUCUGCCAAAGUGGCCUAUGAUAAAGCCACCAGACCGCCUCAAGAAAUGAAUGUCCACAGAGCGCUGACGGACAUUUUGAGACAGCAGGGGCCCAUUCCCAUAUCACAGUACGAUCAUGAAAACAUCGCCGCUAUUGACACCUCGCCCAAAGAAAACACGCCUGUACGGACGUCCAAGAACCACUACACACCAGUGCACAACAAAACCAACCACGGGCAUUAUGGGAAAGAAAACUUCCGCAGUGGUCAAGAUAUUCACAACUUUAUCUCCUCCGGCUUUGUGACGCUUGGCAGGGGCCAUGUGAAAGGGCAGCACUCUGUAGAUGAUCUCGGGCAGCUGUCCUGGCAGGGCGAGCUGGACGUUCCUCUGUCCUACAGUAUGUAUCGUGCUUCAGACACCACACACAUGCUCCUCCUGCUCACAGGUGACCUUUGUGCUCUACAGAACUGCUCUUUAGAUGUUCCAGGAUCUGUUGGAACCGAAACAACUGAGUGA
Messenger RNA from Sinocyclocheilus grahami, 1188 nucleotides. RefSeq names its product protein shisa-6 homolog. Bases 208 to 1188 code for a protein of 326 amino acids. Lineage: Eukaryota; Metazoa; Chordata; Actinopteri; Cypriniformes; Cyprinidae. Gene Ontology annotation, cellular component: postsynaptic density; dendritic spine membrane; AMPA glutamate receptor complex. Gene Ontology annotation, biological process: regulation of short-term neuronal synaptic plasticity; regulation of AMPA receptor activity. The record is from RefSeq and is a predicted model, not a curated record. The transcript is spliced from 4 exons.